Molecule: messenger RNA, 1739 nt
Organism: Erythranthe guttata (spotted monkey flower)
Lineage: Eukaryota; Viridiplantae; Streptophyta; Magnoliopsida; Lamiales; Phrymaceae
Product: pelargonidin 3-O-(6-caffeoylglucoside) 5-O-(6-O-malonylglucoside) 4'''-malonyltransferase
Source: RefSeq, a predicted model, not a curated record
UAAUUUGAUCAUAACUCAGGGGUGGCCGUAAUUUACCCAUAUUUUUUUAAUAGUGCAUGGCUGGAUAUUUGACAUUAGCUGCUCAAGAACCUUCACAUGUAAAUUCCCUAAAGCCAGCUCAAAAUUAAUUAGCUUUAUAAAAAGACAUAACUCACAAGAAAUGUAUGUAAUACAACCAUCAAUUCACCCCUAACAAUAUAUCCAAGCAUGAAAGUUAAGGUUGUUAUCAGUAAGUUGAUAAAACCAUGUACCCCAACUCCUCCAAACCUUAACAAGUACAAGUUGUCUUUCGCAGAUGAGCGUGUCCCGACGAUAAACGUGGGCGUCGUUCUGUUCUAUCCACCGUCGUCAAAUAUUCGAAAACAUCGCUUGGAGGAAUCAUUGGCUAAAAUCCUCCCCGAAUUCUACGUUCUUGCCGGAAGAUACGUCAAGAAUGACUACGUCGUCGAUUGCGGUGAUCAAGGUGUUGAGUUCAUAGAAGCUGAAGCCGUCGAAGUGGAGUUGGUCGAUUUAUUGGAAAUCAAAGAAGCAGGGCUACUAAAUGAUCUCCUUCCGAGCAAAUUCUACCAAGUCGCCAAAUCUUCGGAAGAUCCGCUUCUGUCGAUCCAAAUCACGGAGUUGAAGCCAUGCGGCGGGCUUGUAAUAAGCGUCAGCGUUUGUCACAGAAUUUUCGAUACAUCUUCUCUAGGGACAUUCGUUGCCGCGUGGUCAAAUGCCACAAACGAUAACAAUCAUUCAAUCGGCAUUUUCCCGAGUUUCGAGUCGCCAUCGUUGUUUCCGGGGACGAAUCCGGACCAGGAUUCGUCGCCCAUUAGGACAACCUAUGAUCCUAAUAUUGUUGUCAAGAGAUUUUCGUUCGACAAGGAUGCGAUAGCAAUCCUUAGAUCGAAAUUAUCACAAGGGACAAAACAAAGCGCGAGAAUCUCUAGGGUGCGCCUGGUGUGCGCGGUCGUAGCCAAGGCUUUGAUCGGCGUUGACCGGGCGAAGCACGGAGGAGAAUCGAGAUCUUGCCUCAUGUCACAAGCGGUGAACAUGCGUGCGAGAACAAUCCCGCCUCUCCAAAAGCACUCUUGUGGGAAUUUGAUAUUAUUAUCACCCACGCCGUGCUUUAUUUCUCCGGCCGAAACAACAAAUAAUAAUAAUAACGAUAAUAGUGACGUCGUAAUCGGGAUCGAACAACAACUGGUUGAUAUUCUCGGUGAUGCUCUCGAUAAAACCAUAGCUGAUUGUGCCGAUAUGUUUUGUCCGGGUCGUUGGCGCGGUGUAAUGAUGGGCCCCUUGGAAGAUAUGUACGGGAAACUAAUGAGUGGGGAGGUUAGUUAUUCAAUCAUGUUUAGCGAUUGGAGUAAGUUUGGAUUCUACGAAGCCGAUUUCGGGUGGGGGAAGCCUGUUGGCGCAGGAAUCGGGACAGUGCCGGUUGAAAACAUCGUAAUACUAAUGGAUAACAAAGAGGGUGACGGAAUUGAUGCGUGGGUGCAGUUGAAUCGCAACGACGUGCCUCUCUUCGAACAAGACCACGGCAUCAAGUUAUAUACAAUAUGAUGUCGCAAACCGAAUGAGAUUAUGUAUGUUUUUUUUCUUCGAAUAUUGAAUUAAAUAAAUUUCAUUGUAAUGAUUUCAUUUGGUCGAUAUGUUUUUAUUGUUGAAAUUGAUUCGACAAUGUGUAAUGGUUUCGAUCACUUGCUACAUUGCUAUGUGUAACAUGCAUCUAGCACAUCUUAAUUGAGAGACUGUUUGCC